UGCAGAAGACAGGAUAAUCUUGUUUAUUGAGCAUGGGCUUUCUUAUCUCUUCCUUUUCAAGAUACAUAACUUUACCAGAAAUUGUUCUGUUCUGUUGUGUUCUUCUUCUUAACAAGUUUCCAUGGCUUCCAUUGGAAUUACUGCUUUUACAGUUACUCUCAGGGCUUGCAGCUCCAACCACCAUCUCACCAAGAAACGGCGCCCACCAGCAGCGGCGAGUGUUGUCACUAAUGUUGAAACCAUUGGAAAGCAAGAGAGUGCGACAAUUCUGAUGGAAGAUCCUUUGAAGGAGCACGAGAAUCCGGUGCAGCAUUUGGAUGGGCCUUCGCCCCCGAGAUUCUUCAAUGAGAGAUGGAAGAACGGGACGUGGGAUCUCAACAUGUUCGUGAAGCAGGGGAGAAUGGAUUGGGAUGCGGUCAUCGUUGCAGAGGCGAGGAGAAGAAAGUUCCUUGAAGCGUAUCCGGAAGCUUCGACAAACGAAGAACCUGUGAAGUUCAGAAGCUCGGUCAUCCCGUUAUGGGCGUGGAUCGUUCAUUCCCAUCUCCCGGAGGCUGAACUACUUAACGGUCGAGCUGCAAUGGUGGGAUUUUUCGCGGGGUAUGUUGUGGAUGCUUUGACGGGGCUCGACAUGAUCGGACAGGCCGGGAAUUUUAUUUGUAAGCUUGGGUUGUUUGCGGCAGUGAUAGGUGUGAUGGUUGUGCGGAGGAAGGAAGAUGUUGACAACGUUCGAAAAUUAGUCGAUGAGGCAACUUUUUACGACAAGCAAUGGCAAGCGUCGUGGAAAAAGAGCGAAGAUGAAAAUGUUGUCGAAAACACGAAGGGUGAUUGACAAUUGGGUCGACCUCAAAUCUUCGAUGUAUUUUGAAAUUUGAUCUUUUUUUUAUUUUAUAUAUAUAUAUAUAUAUA
Messenger RNA from Andrographis paniculata, 906 nucleotides. RefSeq names its product light-harvesting complex-like protein 3 isotype 1, chloroplastic. Bases 122 to 829 code for a protein of 235 amino acids. Lineage: Eukaryota; Viridiplantae; Streptophyta; Magnoliopsida; Lamiales; Acanthaceae. The transcript has 3 exons. The record is from RefSeq and is a predicted model, not a curated record.